AGAUGGCUGCGACGGAAGCGCAGGACGACCUCCAGACUGAGCGCAUCGUGCCCGACAAACUGGAGGUCCCUGAGCCAGUGAUGCACGUUGCUCCUCAGCCAGCUGCAGUUACACCUCUUGGCGUUGGCGCUGCCCGUCUGCCUCUGGGGGAUGUUACAAACCGACCCGGUCUGACGCGGUCAAGAACCAUCACAAAUUCCAAGCCAUUGAUUCGUCCGCCUUGGAGGCUUUGAUUACUGUUUGGAGAUACCUAGUUGAGCUUCGUUAGUUGACAGCCUACUCAUGCGCACCGAGCACAUACUACAUUUCCUGUCGUUCGAACCCUACCAUGCUACGUACACAUACUAUCUACUACAUCUGCAAUGGCAUUUCUGCUCGUC
Molecule: messenger RNA, 380 nt
Organism: Schizophyllum commune H4-8
Lineage: Eukaryota; Fungi; Basidiomycota; Agaricomycetes; Agaricales; Schizophyllaceae
Exons: 1
Source: RefSeq, a predicted model, not a curated record